Molecule: messenger RNA, 2775 nt
Organism: Micropterus dolomieu (smallmouth bass)
Lineage: Eukaryota; Metazoa; Chordata; Actinopteri; Centrarchiformes; Centrarchidae
Gene: ccnl1a
Product: cyclin L1a
Exons: 10
Coding region: 81-1730 (549 amino acids)
Biological process (GO): regulation of transcription by RNA polymerase II
Cellular component (GO): nucleus
Molecular function (GO): cyclin-dependent protein serine/threonine kinase regulator activity
Source: RefSeq, a predicted model, not a curated record
GUACUUUGUCACCCUGCCCCGCCGUAGUUCCGUCGAGGCUGGCCGAGGUGUAGCUGGUAACCGCUGUUUUUCGGGUGAAUAUGGCCGCAGGUCCUCUUUCUGUAUCUUCCAAUGCAUCCACAAACAACGAUGGCAUUCUCAUUGGUGACAAAGUGUACUCGGAAGUGCACCUUACGAUCGAUAACUCUCUCAUACCGGAGGAGAGGCUCUCGCCGACGCCGUCGAUGCUCGACGGCCUCGACCUGAACGCGGAGACCGACCUUCGCAUCCUUGGAUGUGAACUGAUUCAGUCGGCGGGCAUUCUUCUCCGGCUACCUCAGGUGGCAAUGGCAACGGGGCAGGUGCUCUUUCAUCGUUUUUUCUACUCCAAGUCCUUCGUCAAGCACAGUUUUGAGAUUGUUGCAAUGGCUUGUAUCAACUUGGCCUCCAAGAUUGAAGAAGCGCCACGGCGAAUACGAGAUGUCAUCAAUGUUUUCCACCAUCUGCGACAGAUCCGAGGCAAAAAGACUCCAAGCUCAUUGAUACUUGAUCAGAACUACAUAAAUACCAAAAACCAAGUCAUCAAAGCGGAACGGCGGGUCCUGAAGGAGCUGGGCUUCUGUGUGCAUGUGAAGCAUCCACACAAGAUUAUCGUCAUGUACCUUCAAGUCCUAGAAUGUGAGAAGAACCAGACUCUGGUCCAGACAGCCUGGAACUACAUGAAUGAUAGCCUGAGGACAAAUGUGUUUGUAAGGUUCCAAGCUGAGACCAUCGCCUGUGCCUGCAUAUUCCUCGCUGCCCGAGCUCUGCAGAUACCUCUGCCAUCAAGACCUCAUUGGUUCCUGCUGUUUGGAGCUACUGAAGAUGAGAUUAAGGAAAUCUGCGUCACCACGCUUAGACUCUAUACCAGGAAGAAGCCAAACUAUGACCAGCUGGAGAAGGAGGUGGAGCGGAGGAAGGUGUUCCUGGCAGAGGCAAAGCUGAAGGCCAAAGGCCUGAACCCUGACGGUACUCCUGCACUGUCCACACUGGGUGGCUUCUCUCCUGCUUCCAAGCCCAGUUCGCCAAGUGUGAUCAAGGUAGAAGAGAAGUCCCCGAACCAGCAGACCCUCAAACAAGUUAAGAAGGAGCCAGACAGCCGGACUCAGGUCAACAAGAGUCCACACAAUGGGUUGAGGAAAGAGGUGAAGAUCGGGAGGAACAGCAGGAGUGGAAGUCGAUCUCGUUCGAGAACGCGUUCCCGGUCUAGGUCCCGCUCCCCUCGCAGACAUUACAAUAGCAGACGCAGUUGCUCAGGGACCUACAGUUCUCGCUCACGUUCUCGCUCUCACAGUCGCAGUCCGUCGCCUAGGCGACAUCCGCCUUCCCCCCUUCUUCCCCACCUCAAGUCCAAGACCAGCCACCAUGGCAACAGCGACUCCAAGCCCAGUGGUCGCCAUAGCAACAGCGGAGGAGGAGGAGGAUCUGGUCACAAGAGGAAGCGCUCACGUUCUCGCUCACGAUCCCGCACGCCGGUCAAAGUAGACAGGGACCGGGACAGAGAGAGGGAACGGGAGAGAGACAGAGAUCGCAGCUCCUUUGACAUCUCUUCGAAGAAACACAAACACGACCGAGGAGCUGGCCAUCGAGGAGACAGGAGGGAGAGGGAGAGAUCUCGGUCCUAUGACAGGGACAGAGAGAGGGAGCGAAGCCACAAGAGCAAGCACCACAGCAGUAGUGGGCACUCAGGACAUAGCCGUCACCGGCGCUGAGACAAACACACACCAACAGACUGGUUCUAGGACUGAAGUCACUCAAGCAUUUUCAAAGUCAAAUCUGCCGUUUUCUCUCAAUGCUGUUGAAUAACGCUCACUGUCAGCCGGUGGCAUGUCAGCAGACACACCUGGCAAGUUCAGGCAGGUAAAUAGUUGUGCUGCAAUUACCGGACGAAACCCAAAUAUCCGCUGCCUGCAACUUGUCAGACGACAUUGCUGACAUGUCUCAGGGUUUGGUGACCAAGAGCUUCGAAAUCUGGCAACAUAUUCCUCACACUGCAGUUAAAGUCAAAUGCUGCACCUCUGCCAUUUUUGAAAGACAAGUUGGAUUUAAUUUUCUGUAUAUAACCAGCCUCAAAGCAACACAAUUCGAUUUCUGGGCUUCUCUCGUGCAUCCUGAAACUUGCCAUAUAUAAUUUACAGAAAAGAUUCUUUUACCUCCUUUUUAAUUUUAGUUGGCCAUGGACAUAUGGCAAAACAAUUAAGUUUUGUCCCAAUGGAAAACUGACAUUGGAGGCAUUUAUUGCCUGAAUCCUACACACAUACACACAGAUGUCUUGGUGAUUCGUUGCUUUGACACUCAGUUACACAACAGCACACCUGUAGCUGAUAUUUGGCAAAGGUGGUGGGUUGAUAUUGUGGAUUGAAGGUGUGCAUCUGAAGAACCCAGGCGGCAGCAAGAAGUUGGCUGUGGGUUUGUUAGCGUUUUUGUCAACCAACUGGCCAGACAUGACUAAUGGAUGUGGGAAGGCACCAAUACAGUGUCAUCAGUCCUAGACUCGUCGUCAUCGUCGUCGUCUCCUCCACCUAUAGGUUUUUUUUUUUUCUUUUCUUUUCCCACGACACCCCACAACAAUCCUUCUAGCCUACCCUUAUGCUCUUGGUUUUACAUGUAAAGUUAUAGACUUUGGGAAAAGAAACUUAUUUACAGUGUAAAGAUGGGUUGCUAUCUGCUGACAAAAUGUGAACGCUUUGAUUUAUAAAAGCGAACUGCUCAGUGGAAGGAUUCAAAUGUAAAAUAAAAUUCAUUCAGGAAAGAUCA